Sebastes umbrosus (honeycomb rockfish) is the source of this 1642-nucleotide messenger RNA. RefSeq names its product macrophage mannose receptor 1-like. NCBI's taxonomy places the organism in Eukaryota, Metazoa, Chordata, Actinopteri, Perciformes, Sebastidae. The transcript is spliced from 5 exons. The record is from RefSeq and is a predicted model, not a curated record. Bases 479 to 1486 code for a protein of 335 amino acids.
UUUUCAACAUACUAUACUAUGGCUUUCAUUUGACAUACUAUACUAUCACUCUUUUUCUUUUAUUCUACAUACUAUACUAUGAUAUUUUUUCGACAUACUUUACAAUGACUUCAUUUUUUAAAUUUCUUUCGACAUAAGGGUCAGUGACAUGGAUAUAAAAUAAUAAACCUCCUCUGCUGUCUUGAUGGGGAUAUAUGUUGAAUAUUCAGAGAAAACACAAACAAUUAUUCUUGUGAUUUCCAGAAGGUUACCUCACUGAAGCUCAAUGCCAGCUCACAGUUCUGUUUUCAUCUGAACUUUGAUCACUAUCACUACCCAAAUUUUCCUGACGUCAUCCAACACAAUGCUUUUUGCAUAAAGAGCGCAAUGUAUUAGAGGAGCUAGUGUUGACUUUCCCUAGAUUUGCCUAAGACACUGAUAACGGUAAAGUUUCCUUUCAUUACCAUGCACUGACACAAACAGUUCACAGAGCAGCAUCAUGAUGGAAAGGAUCUGGCUGGUUGUCUUGUAUCUCUCAGGCUGGAACAUCUCCACAUGCCUUCUCCUCCAGUACCACUAUGUUGCUGAUAGAAAGACUUGGACUGAAGCGCAGACUUAUUGCAGAGAGACAUACACGGACCUGGCCACCAUCGCAAAGUCUUCAGAUAUGAACCAACUCGUCAGCACAGUUUCAUCUUCUGGCUACAACUCUUGGGUGUGGAUCGGCGCGUACACUAGAAUCGACUGGAGGUGGUCAGACGGCUACAAAGGGACUGGAGCUGAAUAUAGGAACUGGGAAACCAAGAGUGACAAUGAACCAGACUUUUACUCAUAUCAACAGUUCUGCGUGAACAUUGGACACAAUAGAGGGUGGUGGGAUGAUGAUUGCAUGUCGAACUACGCAUUUAUCUGUAACAAUGGAACACAGCUGGAUCCUGAAUUUGUUCCGGUGAGAGAAAAAAUGAAUUGGCGCAGUGCUCAGACGUACUGCAGAGAGAACUUCAAAGACCUGGCCACUGUGAGGAACGACACCGAGAACCAGGAGAUCUGGAGCUUGAUUCCGAGUGGAGAAUGGGCAUGGAUAGGUUUGUUCAGAGAUCCUCACAUGUACUGGUCUGAUGGGAGCAGCUUCACAACCAGCUACUGGUCCACAGAUGGGAACGUAAUUGGCUCGAUGAGCAUCAUAUGUGGUCUUGCAGAUAUGGCAUCAGGAAAGUGGAAGAUAUGGCCCUGUGAGACUACAUUACCAUUUGUCUGCUACAGCGUCCCUCCACCGCCACCAGUGAUGAGGCAGAUAGUAAAGCUGAGGAUAAAGCCGGAGGACGCCUCUGUGGAUAUGAAUGAUGAUGCUGUGAAAGCAGACAUCCUGAAAAAGCUCCAGGCCAGCCUGAAGGAGAAAGGAGUGAGUGGAGUCACCCUGAAGUGGAGAGAGCAGCCCGACGGGAAAGUCUUCCACAAGGAGGGAAAACCUUCACAGAAGAAACUAGUAAAAAAUACAGAGCUCUGAAAUUGAAGUGUAGUUUACUUCUGUUUCUCCGGUGAAUGGUGAUUCUCUAUCCGCUAAAAGGCUGAACACGUCCUGUAGACUGCCAUAAAAGCCUUUUGCAUUUUAACAGCCUGUUGUGUGAAAUAUUUAAAUGAACUUAAUCUUCUCCUGAAUGCA